AUGUCGUGCAAGACCUACAAAAUCGCCGUCAUCCCCGGCGACGGAAUCGGACAAGAGGUCAUGCCAUGUGGCCUUCAAGCUCUCCGCGCCGCCUCUGCGCGAUUCAAGUUCGACCUUUCCAUCACCGCCUUCGAUUUUGCUUCGUGUGAUUACUAUGAUAAGCACGGCAAGAUGAUGCCAGACAAUUGGAUCGAGCUGCUUACCCCCUUUGACGCGAUCUAUUUCGGCGCUGUCGGCGAUCCAGCCCGUCACCCUGACCAUGUUACGCUCUGGGGAUCAUUGCUGCAGAUGAGAAGGCAUUUUGACCAGUACGUCAACUUGCGCCCUUGUAGAUUGGUCAAAGGCGUACCUAGUCCAUUGGCUAGUCCGGGCGAGAUCGAUUUUUGGAUCGUGAGGGAGAAUACCGAGGGAGAGUACUCGGAGGUAGGAGGCAAGAUUUUUGAGGGUACAGAGAGAGAGACAGUGAUUCAGGAGACCAUCAUGACUCGUGUAGGAGUGGAUCGUAUCCUUGAAUACGCUUUCAAACUCGCAAAGACCACCAAGAGAAAGAGAUUGACAAGUGCGACCAAGAGCAACGGCAUCAAAAUCACCAUGCCCUACUGGGACGAUCGCUUCAAGCUCAUGUCCACAGCCUACCCAGAAGUUGCGACAGAGCAGUUCCACAUCGACAUUCUUACCGCUCACUUUGUCGCUAAGCCCAGUCACUUUGAUGUUGUGGUAGGAUCCAACCUACAUGGUGAUAUCUUAUCCGACCUGGGCCCCGCCGUAACCGGUACGAUCGGCAUUGCCCCUUCCGGCAACAUCAAUCCGGAAGGAAAGUUCCCAAGUCUGUUCGAACCUGUACACGGUUCAGCUCCAGAUAUCAUGGGCAGAGGAAUCGCAAAUCCUGUAGGUAUGAUCUGGGCAGGUCAGAUGAUGUUGCUGCACCUAGGCGAGAAGGAGGCAGCAGAGACCAUGAUCAAGGCAAUCGAUUUUGUACUGGGUCAAUCAGAUCAGAGCAUGCUGACACCGGAUAUGAAGGGAAGAGGUACAACGAAAAAGUUGGGAGAUGCGAUUGCGGAGGCUAUCGCCUCGGUAUGA
Molecule: messenger RNA, 1080 nt
Organism: Mycosarcoma maydis (corn smut)
Lineage: Eukaryota; Fungi; Basidiomycota; Ustilaginomycetes; Ustilaginales
Product: putative Tartrate dehydrogenase
Exons: 1
Coding region: 1-1080 (359 amino acids)
Molecular function (GO): NAD binding; magnesium ion binding; oxidoreductase activity, acting on the CH-OH group of donors, NAD or NADP as acceptor
Source: RefSeq, a predicted model, not a curated record